Molecule: messenger RNA, 1951 nt
Organism: Paramisgurnus dabryanus
Lineage: Eukaryota; Metazoa; Chordata; Actinopteri; Cypriniformes; Cobitidae
Gene: gtf3c5
Product: general transcription factor IIIC, polypeptide 5
Biological process (GO): transcription initiation at RNA polymerase III promoter
Cellular component (GO): transcription factor TFIIIC complex
Molecular function (GO): RNA polymerase III type 2 promoter sequence-specific DNA binding; RNA polymerase III type 1 promoter sequence-specific DNA binding
Source: RefSeq, a predicted model, not a curated record
UUGUCGGACACGUCUCUGCGCGUUAUAAAAUAUGUGGUAAAGAUGAUUUUUUUUCCAUAUGCAUAAGCGAUUAACAUAAACACGGAAAACAUGGAUACGAUGACUGCAAACAGUCAAGCUUCAUCAAACACGAGCACUUGUGAAACUAGAGAGGAAAGUAAAGAUUCAGCAGUUGUGACAGGAAAUACUGCAACACUUGCCCUGCCUGACGUUAAUCUAGUGUGCGUUGAAUAUCCAGGAAUUGUCAACAAUGUGGACAAAAUGUUGGAAAGCAUUGGACGGGAUGAGGGGGUGUCCAAGACAUAUGGAGAUUCUUCCAAAAGACUUGAACUUCGCUUUCGGCCAAAAGACCCCUUCUGUCAUCCUGUGAAUGGAAAUCGAUACUCCUCCACCAAUCUUCUCCUCAGAGUUCGCCGCAGAACCAACAAAGGAAGUGGGGAGACCCAAAUCAGCAUGGAGAUAGUGGGACUUAUAGGAACCACGUAUAAAUUUCAAGGAAUGGCUGAUUUUCAGUACCUUGCUACUCACAAUGAUCCAGAUGGCAAUCAGGUCUCUUUGUAUGACAAGAUAAUUUUGCGUAAACCUGAAAAGAAAGAAUUCUACGAUAAUCCAGUGCCUCUUUUCAUACCUCCUCCUAUUUUCUCCCGUCUGGACACUCCUGUGGAUUAUUACUAUCGUCCGGAUGUUCUUCACAGCAGGGAAACUGCAAUGCAGGCUUCUCUCUUAAAGGAUCAGCUUAUUGCCCCAAAUAGGACUCGUCGGCCGAACAAUGCCAUUUUUGUCAACUUUGAUGACAAGACCGUACCAUCAGAGCCUUUAGAAGCUGCUGUAAAAAGCUGGAAGAAGAUCGGUGUCCAUCCUUAUGACGUAAAAGCAGAGCAACAAUUAAAAGAGCUUUUCGAGAGAAGACCCAUAUGGUCCCGAAACGGCAUCAAGGCCAACGUCAGUUUUCACCCUGAAAAAAUGAAGCACCUCCUCCCUUAUGUGGCCUACUACAUGUUGACAGGGCCAUGGAGGAGUUUGUGGGUCAGGUAUGGAUACGAUCCCCGGAAGAUCCCCGAAGCAAAGAUCUACCAGGUUCUAGACUUCAGGAUCCGCUAUGGGAUGAAGCAUGGAUAUACCGUCAAUGAUAUGCCAGUGAAAUCCAAGAGAAGUGCUUAUCAUUACAGUCGUCCAACCACACUCAACAGAGCAGUUCCCCAACCUGCUAGUGUGAGUGACAUCACAAUGGAAAGCCCUUCAUCAACGGGACCCAAACCUGCCACUUCUAAAUAUCUGCUCAUGGAAUCCGUCUACAUAUUCCGGGAAGGUAUGCUUCCUCCAUACCGCCAGAUGUUUUACCAGCUUUGUGAUCUGGAUGUAGACAAAAUCAAGGAGAUCAUCCAUAAGAAUGAUGGGAAAGAGGAGGUGUGUGAUGAGAGAGAUGGGUGGUGUUUGCCCAACACAGCUGAUGAGCUCAGGAAUAUCAUCUCCGAUAUGAUCCAAAAACAUGUCCAAGCCAACCGGCCAGCUUCAUCCACUCCGAAAACUAAAAGAAAUCGAGCCGGAACGGUAGACAGUGGAGAGGACGAAGAUGAUGACGAUGAAGAUGAUGAUGAAGAUUACAAGCCAUCCUAUGAGAGUGACAAUGAAAUGGAAACGGAAAUUGCAGAUUACCUGUAAUUUCAUUUUAGGUUAAUGCAUGCACUUGGAUAUGUGCAUGCAUUAACCUAAUGCAUGCACAUAUGUAAAAAAAUGUAAAAAAAAUUGUGAAAUGGUUUUACACUGUUAGAAAGGUACAAAGGUCACCGGGGCGUUAACCUUAUAAAAAGUACACUUUUGUACCUAAAUAGAACAUAUUCAGACCUUUUAUAAGGGAUUCUGUACCUUUUUAUGGCAGUGUAGUAUUUAAAAUGUUUUUUACCUAUUAGAUAAUAAAUCAUUGUGUUGAAUAAAGUGACUGACCAAAUAA